Molecule: messenger RNA, 1284 nt
Organism: Neurospora hispaniola
Lineage: Eukaryota; Fungi; Ascomycota; Sordariomycetes; Sordariales; Sordariaceae
Exons: 1
Coding region: 1-1284 (427 amino acids)
Source: RefSeq, a predicted model, not a curated record
AUGGCUUCACCUUCGCCCCCGAUCCCGCUGGACAUGGCCGCCACCGGGUCCCUGGGGCCCUUUCCCACUCCCACCCACGGCCAGCCCGGAGCCGGCUCGUUCACUAUAGCCUGUUCCGCACAUAUCAAGGCCACACCUCGCACAUGUCUUGAAAUUCUUUUGAAGGCGUCAGAGUACCCAACAUGGAAUCGCUACUGCCGGAAAUGCAUCAUAGACGCUCAGCCGGAUGGAAACCAGCCCAAGGACAAGAAUUACAAAAAGUCCAAGUCCAUGACGGAUAAGAACAAGUCAAAUCCCAAGUCUGGUAAGCCCGGGGAGCCGGUAGACAUACCCGUGGCCGUGCCCGUGGCCGAGCCUGCUUCGGUUACUGCUUCUGUUGCUGGUACUGCUCCCCGCACGCUCUCCCCUGCCAACCCUCACUCCUCAGGGGUAUCUUCCGCUUCAUCUGCCCAACAAGCUCUUCCCAGCCUGGUUGACCCAGAGUUCCUCCGCCUAGGCACUAAAUUCACUUUCCAUGUCCAUAUGGACCCUCUAUCAGAGGACAGCAGCGCCCGCAACACCGCGCUCGAAGUCAGUCGUCUGGAGAGGAUUGACGAGGUUGUCAAGGCGGAUGUCUCGUCUGUUUUCGGGUCGGCUGCUUCAUUGCCUAGUGAUGGUGGUAGUGGGACUGACAGUGGGGCGAAGACUGGGGCUGCUCAGGAUAGUGGUCGUGACGGUGGUGGUGAUGGUGGUGAUGCUAGUGGUGCUGAAAGUCAAAACGAUGACCCUCACCCUGAUGCUGCUGCUGCUGCUGCUGCUGCUGCUGCUCCUCCUCCUCCUCCUCCUCAUACUGUUGAAAAAAUUGAAGUCAAUGACACUUCGGUUACGACUGCCAAAAAGGAUGGUGGCAAACCUAGCGACCCUCAAGAAAAAGACAAAGGGAAGGUGGCAGCAUCUUCAUCUUCAUCCCCAUCCAAAAACAACGACAAGCUCCAGCUCCGCCGCACCGGCUUCCGCAUAGCCUGGAAGACUCGCCCCACAGCCUUCAUGCCAAACUGGAUGCUCCGAUGCGAGCGCUUGCAGGAGUUUGUUGAAGUUCAUCCUCCCUCUAGAACGCUUGACGAGCCAGAGACGGCGUAUCAGUGCUGGGAGACGUUUUACGGAGUGUUGGCGCCGGUGGUGAAGGCGGCAGCGGGCAGUCAGAUCGUGAGGGGUUUUGAUGUGUGGAUGGAGGGGUUGAAGAAGAGGGCGGAGGGGAUUGAGGGUAGGUGGGAGCGAAAGGAGAAGGAUGAGUUGAAGUCUUAG